Molecule: messenger RNA, 1661 nt
Organism: Acomys russatus (golden spiny mouse)
Lineage: Eukaryota; Metazoa; Chordata; Mammalia; Rodentia; Muridae
Gene: Trmt61a
Product: tRNA methyltransferase 61A
Exons: 4
Coding region: 274-1146 (290 amino acids)
Biological process (GO): tRNA methylation
Cellular component (GO): nucleus; tRNA (m1A) methyltransferase complex
Source: RefSeq, a predicted model, not a curated record
AAGUAUCUGGAGAACAGGGGACUUUUAUUUUGCACAGCGCUCGGAUCUCUUAGGCAACGCGCAAGUAUGCACAGAAGACCACAGCCGGGGAGACGACAGCCAGAAAACGUCCUUUGGGAGCGCGUAAAGGACAGCGCGGCGGCUCCCAGCACUCCCUCCGCGGGCCUUGACGUCAUCAGAAAGCACCGGAAGUGUGGCGGCUGCCGCGGAGCCACGUGUGGAACCGAGAGCCGGCGUCUGCUGGGUCUCUGACACUUGGCAGACCUUAAAACCAUGAGUUUCGUGGCAUACGAGGAGCUGAUCAAGGAAGGUGACACAGCCAUCCUGUCACUGGGCCAUGGCUCAAUGGUAGCAGUGCGCGUGCAGCGUGGGGCACAGACCCAGACCCGGCAUGGCGUCCUGCGGCACUCGGUGGACCUCAUUGGCCGCCCAUUUGGCUCCAAGGUGGUCUGCAGCAGAGGUGGCUGGGUGUACGUCCUGCACCCCACCCCUGAGCUCUGGACAGUGAACCUGCCCCACCGCACACAGAUCCUUUACUCCACCGACAUCGCCUUACUCACCAUGAUGCUGGAGCUGCGGCCUGGUUCUGUGGUCUGUGAGUCAGGCACAGGCAGUGGCUCCGUCUCCCAUGCUAUCAUCCGCAGCAUCGCCCCCACUGGCCACCUACACACAGUAGAGUUCCACCAGCAGCGGGCAGACAAGGCGCGGGAGGAGUUCCAGGAGCAUCGGGUGAGCCAGUGGGUGACAGUGCACACCCAGGAUGUAUGCCGCAGUGGCUUUGGUGUGAUCCAUGUGGCUGAUGCGGUCUUCUUGGAUAUCCCAUCACCCUGGGAAGCUGUGGGCCACGCCUGGGAUGCCCUCAAGGUUGAAGGUGGGCGCCUCUGCUCCUUCUCUCCCUGCAUCGAGCAGGUGCAGCGCACAUGCCAGGCACUGGCAGCCCGAGGCUUCACAGAGCUCAGCACAGUGGAGGUGCUGCCACAGGUCUACAAUGUGCGCACCGUCAGUUUGCCCUUGCCUGACCUAGGGGCCAACGACUUAGAGGUCAGCGUGGGCUCCGAUGCCAGCCCCUUCCGUAGUGGCACGCCCAUGAAGGAGACUGUGGGCCACACUGGGUACCUGACUUUUGCCACCAAGACCCCAGGCUAAUGGGCCUGGGCAGGAGUAUCACAGGCAAGCAAGGCUGCCUUAUAUGGUCAGCCACUGCCUGUGGGGCUUGUGUUUAGAAAUAGAUGGCAGGGUGGAGCAGGGGCCUUCUGGGUGGUUGAGGGGGGUGCGUAGGCUGGCCCUGUUCAGGAGGAAGGCAUCCCUGUCUUCUGAGAGAGACACCACCUCGUCACUGCCCAGCUCUAGCUCUGUCCUGGCUGCUCUCUGUUAUCAACAUGAAGUUUCCUCUCCAUAAUCUCUUCUGAGUGUUGAGACCAAAUGGUACAAGUUAGCCGCUGCCUGAGGCCUUGGGCUGACAUACAGGGGCAGUGGACUGUCCCGCCCCUGAUCUAAGGCUCCAGCCACUGGUGGUCCAGAGCUUAGCCAGAAUCUGCGGUUGAGCUAACCAGAAAGCUUGGCCCUGCCCUCAUGCCCUCUGCACUUCUCCGAGGCUGAUGGAGGGACCAGGCUGGCCUGGGGAAUCAAAGGAGGUGAAGCCAUAGUCUUGGGUGCUGCAC